AUGAGAGGGUGGUAUGUUGAUGGUUCGUUCGAGAAGAUAAUCUAUUUACACCAUAGGGGUGCGUUGAAAGUCCGUGCUUCAACUAAAUCUUUAAAAUUCUGGAAUCUAGAACUUCUUCGUGCACAAUGUAUCGUGGAGACAUGUCGAACUUUGAACACGAACUCUCAAGCUGUAAUACAGACCCAACCAAGUGUUUCCAUGGUUCGCAAAUUCUUUCGUCGCCACGUGGAGCGUAUACGUAGGCCUGUCAUCCACCACCUCGGGCUAGGAUGGCAGUUUCCCCUCCCACCCGAUGUCGUGUUGUCCAUCCUCGACACAUAUUUUUUCCAAAACCCUACAACCAUUGGCGAACUGAGCUUAUGCUGUCACAGCCUCGCCCAGUUAUGUCGUUCGCGCCGGCUCCGUGCUCUUUCCGUGGAUACCCAAUUUCUCGAGCCACUCCAGGACUUUGCCACCUCUCUCCGCAGGUAUUCCGACAUGCACGAGCUUAUCCAAGACCUGUGCAUUGUCGGAGACAACAUUUCAUCCUUUCCGGCUGCAUUCGCGGAGCAGCUCCACUUUAUCCUCACUCAUUCGUAUCCAAAGUUAACGCGCCUGGAAAUGUCCUUUCGGGCGCCAUGGUCAUCAUUUCCUAAACAAUUCCAACAUGCCUGCCAUUCAAUGUUUAGUCAGCCUGCCUUGCGGGAGGUAGUGUUCAACAGACUAUGCAUCCGUGUUGACAUGCUAUCGCAUCUUCCUAACAUAUCUUCCCUGGAAAUUCGAGGGGAUGCCGACCGACAACCGCUGCCGCUCUCCAGAAGAAGCGACUCUUGCUGCACACCUGAGCAUCUGGUCUUCUGUGAUAGCAGCAAUACCGGCAUCAUUACUAGAAAUUUGUUUCACGAGGAGUCGCCCUUGAAGUUGACCCGCUUGAAGAAGAUGGAGGCCUACAUUUCCAAUGUGCAAGCGGGUAGCCUUGCCUUGCCGCUCAAAAUGUGCGCAAGAACUCUAACAUCUCUGCAUCUCUACCUUGGUGCAAGUGGCAACGCAAUUCCGGCUACAAUCGACUUGGGAUUACUCACUCAUUUGGAAGACAUAUUGCUCACUUGUGACCUCACGAAAGGUCCCCAGCAUCACUUCUCUCAAGUCCUCGAUGCACUUUCCCGUCUGGGCUCGCAACCAGCUCCUGUCCGACAUCGACAUUUAUUACAAAUUACCCUCGUCUUUCGCAACAACGAUAUCGAUUUUAUAAAAUACCCCAAAUGGGACCGCCUCAACGCGCUUUUCGCUCCUUCUCUGGAGACAGAAUGGCCAAAACUUGCAAACAUGAACAUUCACAUCAUGCACGAAACCGUACGGGACAGGCUGAGGCGGUACGUGCAAUACUCGCUCAGAGAGAAGAUUGGUUCCCUUAUGCCUGGUCUACACCAUGCACGGAUAUUGAAGAUCCAUUCGUCGUUUCAAUCGCUCGAAUUUUGGGACUUCUAA
Messenger RNA from Cyclocybe aegerita, 1467 nucleotides. NCBI's taxonomy places the organism in Eukaryota, Fungi, Basidiomycota, Agaricomycetes, Agaricales, Hemipholiotaceae. The record is from the annotation of a GenBank genome assembly.